Malus domestica (apple) is the source of this 1937-nucleotide messenger RNA. Its product is annotated as U-box domain-containing protein 62. Gene Ontology annotation, molecular function: ubiquitin-protein transferase activity. The record is from RefSeq and is a predicted model, not a curated record. Lineage: Eukaryota; Viridiplantae; Streptophyta; Magnoliopsida; Rosales; Rosaceae. Gene Ontology annotation, biological process: protein ubiquitination.
AUUCUAAUCUCCGAAAAAUAUUCAGAUGGUUCUGUAAUUUCCCAAUUUUACAUGGGCCCAAUUGCAAUUAAAAGUUUAAGCCUUUAAGUCCUUCAUCUUUCUUAAUUUCCAACCGAGGUCCCGAAAAUCUCAAAGCCUUACACUUUUUCACUGUCCCCAAAAUUGCAUGUGAGCACUCUCAAGAGUGUCUUUUCCCACCCAAAUCACUCCCUAAAACCCUAAUUCCCCAAACCCUCCAAAAGCUUCUUAAUUUCCCCUAAUUUUCGAUCGCCAAAUGAUGCCCAAUUCCCUAAAGUAGGGUUCUUACGGCUUCCAAUCAUGUCCUCCGAAGAAUUGGGUCUGGUUCGGACCCAGAACGGGCUCAACUCUCCGCUCGUGUUCCAAGACGAGAACUUGCGCUUCAAUUGCGGAGCUCCGCAGCAGCGCCGGGUCGGGGACGCGGGUCCAAAGACCAGAGAGCUCACCGGCUUCAUCGACGACCGGUUCUUCGCCCCACAGAGCUCGGACUUCCGGCGAAGUAUGUAUAGCGAGAACCCGGACCGGCGGGACCAGGCCCAGCCGCGAAACUGGAACUCGAACGGAGCUGAUACGACGCCGAGUGCCGAAGGAUCGGAUGAGGACGACGAUGACGACGAAGACGAUGAUGAAGGAGAUGGCGGGCUUGUCGGAGUGGAGAGCAGGAACAAGGGCAUUGCUGGUAAUAAUGGGAGUAAUGGGGAGGACAAAAUGGGAAAUGGGAAAGUUAAGCAUCACCAUCAACAGCACCAUUCUUCUUUUGGUGGGACACUGAUAGUAGGAUCUAGUAGACAAGUGUUGGUGAAAGAACAUAGUACUGGGCAGCAAAUAGUGAACAGCAACACAAGGGCUAGUUCCAGUGAUAAUCAUAGUAAUGCUCAGCAAGGAAGGCUUGGGAAUUAUCACAAUGCCGUCACGGUGGCCGAGCCGGACGGUGACAUGUAUUACUCUCAGUAUUUGCAGGGCUCUGAGGGGUCUGGUUCUGCUCCAAAGGAUUUGGUUGUGGAAAAUGGUUGUGGAUUUAGUGGAAGAAAGGAUGUUAUGAACUCGAGCGAGUCGGGAGACUCUUUGAGGGCCAUUCUCUCUGAUCCCGUGACGGGAGCUCUGAUGGAUGACGCCGUGAUAUUGCCUUGUGGGCAUUCCUUUGGAGGUGGUGGAAUUCAGCAUGUUAUUAGAAUGAAAGCUUGCUACAGUUGUUCUCUGUCGAUUUCAGAAGACUCAAUUGCUCCGAAUCUUUCUCUUCGAGCUGCUGUGCAGGCAUUCCAACGGGAAGAAGAGUUGCAGUUUUAUCGCUCAUCCAAAAGAAGAAGAGAAAGGUUUGACCAGGAAAAGGGUGGCUGUGGUGAUUUAGUUUUCGUGGAUUCUCCAAGGGGUAGAGGUGUUCAAUUUCCGUUUGCUGUGACUGACAGAGUUAUUAUAAAGGGGAAUAAGAGGACACCACAACGCUUUGUUGGACGCGAGGCUGUUGUGACAACGCAAUGCUUAAACGGAUGGUAUGUGGUAAAAACGUUGGAUAAUGCAGAGAGCGUAAAAUUGCAGUAUCGCUCCCUUGCCAAGGUAUCCGACGACCCAACAUCCAAGCCAAUGUCGAGCAAGAUGGCACCUAACUGGCUCUAGGCCGAAAUACUUCGUUGGCAAUAUACCACGUUAUAACACAACUUUGUUGUUUAAAUUUUUGCCUCUGUUUCCGGCGUUGUAAAUUAUAGAAGCCUUGUCACAACUGCUCUGAGGGAAGCUCUAGAAUUGUGAAUUUAGAUUGUAAAAAUAUGUAUCCAUAUUUCUUUGUGUUGAGCAAUGCUGUAUUUGAAUCCUGUGUAAAACUUUGAGGGUUCAUGUACAUCAUUUUUGGUCUGUGGGAUCCCUGCGACUUCCGAUGUUACCUCAUUCUGUCAAAUUGGUUAGAAAAAUCAUUGACUAGGCUA